GAUUCAAUGGAAUGUUCACAGAUUACAUUUCCUCUACAUCUGUCCUAUGAUUGGCUUUUUAGAUCCACCAAUCAAAUCCGUUUACCACAAGUCGAUCACUUUACGGUGAUUUUCUGAACGCAGCUGAUAGGUUCUUCAGUCAAUCCACUUGUCAUUACGCGAUGCGGAUGUAUUCGCGUGUGUUUACAUACAUGCAUGAAGAAAUUAUUAUCCAAUAGUGAUUUAUAAAUUUUAUUUUGGAUAGUCGAAAAGAUUAGGUGCUCGGAACACGGUGAUGAGAAACAAAAUCAAUUUCGUUUUGGUAUAUCGUUAAAUAUCUCGCAACAGAAACAUAACCUUCAAUCGAGCCGUCAGGAUGGCAGAUGUACGUGAUAUUUUGGACAUCGAGGUGCCUACAACGGAACUGACGAAGGAGUCAAUAAUAGGUAGCGACAAGAAGAAUCGCAAACGGUAUGACUACAACAAAGUGCCAAAACGUCCUGAGGGUAUGCAUCGCGAGGUGUUCGCGCUCCUCUGCAAAGAUAAUAAUGAUGUACCACCGUUGUUCCCGACCGACACGGCGAAGGGAUACAAGCAAGUACGAGCCAAGCUUGGUAUGAAAAAAGUGAGGCCGUGGAAGUGGACACCGUUUACCAAUCCGGCACGCACAGACGGUGCUGUCUUUCAUCACUGGCGACGUGUUGCUGAUGCCGGAAAGGAAUAUCCCUUUGCAAAAUUCAACAAGAAAGUUCCUAUUCCUUCGUACACAAAUGCGGAAUACGUCCAGCAUUUAGUGACCAAUGGUUGGUCACGAGCAGAGACGGAUCAUUUGUUUGACUUGUGCCGGAGAUUUGAUCUUAGAUUCAUUAUCAUUAAGGAUAGGUGGGAUCGCACUAGAUUUCUCGCAAGAUCUGUAGAAGACUUAAAAGAGAGAUAUUACCAGGUGUGUGCUGCAUUGACAAAGGCAAAGUCCCACAGUGACAAGGUAUAUAUUUUUGAUGCGGAACAUGAAAAGCGUAGAAAAGAACAACUAAAAAAGUUGUUUGAACGUACUCCUGAACAAGUGGAUGAAGAACAGACUCUACUUGCCGAAUUACGCAAGAUUGAGCAGAGGAAAAAGGAGAGAGAUAGGAAAACACAAGAUUUGCAGAAAUUAAUUACAGCAGCUGAUCAUCAAGCAGAUCCUAGGAAGAGCGAAAGAAAAUCUUCCAAAAAAAGUAGCAGUUCUUCUAGGAAUAGACCAAAUAAAACUGAUACUUCUCAUGCAGUUGAAUCAGCUGGAAUUAAGUUCCCUGAUUUCAAAAAUAGUGGUGUUACUCUUCGUUCUCAGAGAAUCAAAUUGCCAAGUAGUCUUGGUCAAAAGAAGAUGAAAGGCAUCGAACAAAUGUUAAAUGAAUUAAAUUUAGAAUUGAAUCCGCCACCAACGGAACAGAUAUGUCAGCAAUUUAAUGAGCUACGUAGCGACAUAGUUUUGCAUUAUGAAUUGAGAAGCGCGUUGUCGACAUGUGAUUAUGAAUUACAGUCUUUAAGGCACCAAUAUGAAGCACUAGCACCAGGGAAGACUUUAACAAUACCAGCGGCACUUCUGCCAAAAACAGAACCUGAAAUUAAAGCAGAUAUCAUCGAUGUGGUAGGAUCACCCAGCAUGCCCAGUAUUACUCAUUAAUUUCCAAAGGUAUAUAUAUAUAUAUAUAUCUAUUUAAAAAUUAAUUAUUCUUUUCCUCUGUAAAUAUCAUUUCAUCAAUUUUCUUAUCUAUUAGCGUGCCAAUGAUUUUUCAUACCAAAAAUUAUAGCAUGCGACCGCUAUUACAAUGUAUU
This is a messenger RNA of Camponotus floridanus (Florida carpenter ant), 1797 nucleotides long. RefSeq names its product DNA methyltransferase 1-associated protein 1 (gene DMAP1). Gene Ontology annotation, biological process: DNA repair; chromatin remodeling; negative regulation of transcription by RNA polymerase II. Lineage: Eukaryota; Metazoa; Arthropoda; Insecta; Hymenoptera; Formicidae. The transcript has 5 exons. Gene Ontology annotation, cellular component: Swr1 complex; nucleus; NuA4 histone acetyltransferase complex. Bases 356 to 1645 code for a protein of 429 amino acids. Gene Ontology annotation, molecular function: transcription corepressor activity. The record is from RefSeq and is a predicted model, not a curated record.